CAACCAAGGCUAAAGGACAAAACAUAAGUGCUAAGCCUGCUACAAUAGCAGUAGUCUGAGUCUCUGAGUGGUACCAAAGGUAGUGGUUUACAAUAAUAUAUUUCUCAAUUUUUGAGGGGAUGAUGAUGAUGACAUUGAUGAGUAACAGACAAUGAUUGUAGUGAAUGAUUAUGAAAAGAAGAGGUUAAGUAAGCAGUAAUCAUGGGCAGGUGGUGUAGAGCAAGAUCAUUGCUUUCUCUUCAUUCUACUCUUACUUCUCUUCCCUUUCAAUUCUCUCAUCCACACCCCAGAUUUUCAUCUCAACUACUCCAUCCCCCUCCUCCUCCAUUUCAGAAUGUUGGAUUUAUAGGUCUUGGAAAUAUGGGAUUCAGAAUGGCUAAUAAUCUAAUAAAGGCCGGAUACAAAAUAGCCGUACAUGACAUAAAUUCUAAUGCCUUGAAGGCCUUCUCUGACAUGGGAAUUGUCACAAAGGAAACUCCUUUUGAAAUUGGUGAAGUCAGUGAUGUUGUAAUUACAAUGCUUCCUUCUUCAUCUCAUGUCACUGAUGUUUACACAGGACCUAAUGGGCUGCUUCAAAGUGGGAAUGUCUUGCGACCGUGGCUAAUGAUAGAUUCAUCUACAAUCGAUCCCCAAACAUCAAGGAAGCUUUCUUUUACCAUAUCUGAAUGCAUGUUAAAGGAGAAAAAAGGUCAUCAAGAGACUCCAGUAAUGUUGGAUGCUCCUGUAUCUGGCGGUGUACUCGCUGCAGAAGCUGGGACACUUACUUUCAUGGUUGGUGGCCCUGAGGAGGCUUACUUGGCUGCAAAACCCCUGUUCCAUUCAAUGGGCAAGAACACAGUAUACUGCGGUGGAGCAGGAAAUGGUUCGGCGGCAAAGAUUUGCAAUAAUUUGGCAAUGGCUAUUAGUAUGCUUGGUGUCUCAGAAGCCCUCUCUCUUGGUCAGUCUUUAGGGAUCGAUGCGAGCACUCUAACAAAAGUAUUCAAUUCUUCAAGCGCUCGCUGUUGGAGUAGUGACACUUAUAAUCCUGUUCCUGGAGUGAUGGAAGGGGUGCCCUCUUCAAGGAAUUAUGAUGGUGGCUUUGCAACUAAACUUAUGGCUAAGGAUCUAAAUCUUGCUGCCACUUCUGCCAAAGAGGUCGGCCAUAACUCUCCAUUUACAUACCAAGCACAACAAAUCUAUACAGAUCUAUGCCAGGAUGGUCAUGAAACCAAAGAUUUCUCGUGCGUUUUCCGGCACUAUUACUCUGGUAAAGAUGAGACAUAGUAAAGAAAAUUCUUGUCAUUAGUUGCGGAAGGCGCUAUUGGGAUAUUUGAUUACCUUCUUAUUUUGCCACCCAACAUUUCAUGGAAUUUCUUAAGCCUUCACUUGUAUUGGAUUUGCUUCAUGAUCUAUAUGCAUGUUGUGGCAUGUUUGUACAGAUUUACAUGUUGUGUUUAAUACUAUGCUUUAUGUUAAAAUAA
Molecule: messenger RNA, 1460 nt
Organism: Cannabis sativa
Lineage: Eukaryota; Viridiplantae; Streptophyta; Magnoliopsida; Rosales; Cannabaceae
Product: probable 3-hydroxyisobutyrate dehydrogenase, mitochondrial
Exons: 11
Coding region: 202-1263 (353 amino acids)
Biological process (GO): L-valine catabolic process
Molecular function (GO): 3-hydroxyisobutyrate dehydrogenase activity; NADP binding; NAD binding
Source: RefSeq, a predicted model, not a curated record